Microtus ochrogaster (prairie vole) is the source of this 511-nucleotide messenger RNA. It is a transcript of the gene Pln, whose product is annotated as phospholamban. The record is from RefSeq and is a predicted model, not a curated record. Gene Ontology annotation, biological process: negative regulation of calcium ion import into sarcoplasmic reticulum; negative regulation of ATPase-coupled calcium transmembrane transporter activity; negative regulation of heart rate. Gene Ontology annotation, cellular component: sarcoplasmic reticulum; membrane. Gene Ontology annotation, molecular function: ATPase inhibitor activity. Lineage: Eukaryota; Metazoa; Chordata; Mammalia; Rodentia; Cricetidae.
CCUAAAAGAAGACAGCUCACAUUUGCCUGCCUACUACCAGCUUUUUAUCUUGCUCUUGACCACUCAGAACUUCAGUCUUCCUGCUAUUGCCUUCCAGCAUCAUGGAGAAAGUCCAGUACCUCACUCGCUCUGCUAUCAGGAGAGCCUCAACUAUUGAAAUGCCUCAGCAAGCACGGCAAAAUCUCCAGAAUCUUUUUAUCAAUUUCUGUCUCAUCUUGAUCUGUCUCCUGCUGAUCUGCAUCAUUGUGAUGCUUCUAUGAAGUACGGCUGCCACCUCCAGAUCUGUGACAUGCCAGCUCAGCUUCAAACCUAGCACCUCCUCAUGGGGGGGGAAAUACAGCCUGCUCCCUGCCUAGAAUGUCUUUGUGAAGGUCAAGAUGAGGGGUGAAACUAAUCCUUAGCCAAUGUUUUCAUCUGGAUCUUGUAAACAAACUUUACAAUGACUAAGUGUGCAUAAUGAAGCUGCCGAUUUCCUCAAAAUGGCUCAUAAAUUUCUUUCCUGAUUAUUUCU